AUGUUGGUGGGUGCGAAUCUGUGUACGCCGGGGGUGUUGUUUCCGAGCUUCAUGCAGAAUCAACUGGUGAAGGCGGUGAGCCCGACGCAAGAGGCUCCCGUGCGUAUGGUGACGUCGAUGCCUUCGACGCCGGUGCACAGCGCGUCGGAGACCCGGCGCUCGUCGCCGCUGACGCCGGCCGAGCGCACGGGGGCCCCGCCAGGCGCCGGCAAGGACGCCGUCAAGCUGUUCAUUGGCCAGAUCCCCCGGCACCUCGAGGAAAAGGACUUGCGACCGAUGUUUGAGGAGUUCGGCAAGAUUUAUGAGCUGACAGUGUUGAAAGAUAAACACACUGGCAUGCAUAAAGAUGUUAGUGAGGAUAUUUUAUUUAAAAUAUUGUAUAUCAACAACAUCGAUACAUGA
Colias croceus (clouded yellow) is the source of this 402-nucleotide messenger RNA. Its product is annotated as CUGBP Elav-like family member 4. The transcript has 2 exons. Lineage: Eukaryota; Metazoa; Arthropoda; Insecta; Lepidoptera; Pieridae. The record is from RefSeq and is a predicted model, not a curated record. Gene Ontology annotation, molecular function: RNA binding. The coding region runs from base 1 to 402 and encodes 133 amino acids.